Molecule: messenger RNA, 2113 nt
Organism: Oncorhynchus gorbuscha (pink salmon)
Lineage: Eukaryota; Metazoa; Chordata; Actinopteri; Salmoniformes; Salmonidae
Product: receptor-type tyrosine-protein phosphatase beta-like
Exons: 17
Coding region: 293-1987 (564 amino acids)
Biological process (GO): angiogenesis; protein dephosphorylation
Molecular function (GO): cadherin binding; protein tyrosine phosphatase activity
Source: RefSeq, a predicted model, not a curated record
AUGUUCCCUCUCUUCCUCCCAGACCCAUCCAGACUGCGGAACAUGCAUUGUUUCCCCCAGAGUUCCUCAUCCAUCUCCUGUUCCUGGACCUUCCCUGACUCCCACUGGGACUCCUAUACCGUGGAGGUGCGUCAGCAGGACAGCUGGGAGCUGGUGUACGCCCUGCGACCUGGCCCAGGAUAGUACCUUACUCAGCCUGGAGAACCUACAGCCUUACAGGAGAUACAACGUGGCUGUCAGAGUGGCCUCCGCUGGACUCAGCAGCCCCGCCGUGGAGGAGAACGUGGUCACCAUGAUCGACCGCCCGCCCCCUACCACAAUACGGGUCAAUGAGAGGGCGGUACGCAUCACCCCCUCCACCAUUUUGUUCAAGUUCAACUGCAGCUGGUUCAGCGACGUCAACGGAGCCGUCAGGUUCUUCACUGUCAUCGUGGCUGAGUCCACUGACAAUGAAGUCCUGCAGACAGAGCAGCUCCACCCUCUACCUUCCUUCCAGGACUACAGAGCCAACAGCUCCGUGCGGGCCUACCAGACAGGCUACUUUCCCAGUGGCUGUGCCCAGGAACAGGGAAUGGGAGCUGGGCAUGUGUUUGAGGUCAACCUGGGGGCGGGGCUGGAUCGCCUGGGAGGGCCUUGUGAUUCAGAGGAGGAUGAUGAUAACGAUCACAGCAGUGAUCUCUACCACUUCUGUGAUGGGCCUCUCAAGCCUAAGACUGCCUACAGAAUCAGUGUCCGUGCCUUCACUCAGCUGUUUGACGAAGACCACAGAGAGUUCCCCCAACCUCUCUACAGGGACACCUUCCUGUCUCCACCCAUCAGGACACAAGCAGAGCCCCUCAGCGGAGUCAUCGAGGGCAUCAGCGCCGGAAUGUUCCUCAUAGGAAUGUUGAUCGCCGUCAUCUCCCUCCUCGUGACAGGCAGAGAAUCCGUAAAGUGUGAGUUACAGGAAAGCCCAGUGGUACGGAUGAGCAUGUGGAAGCAGGGGCCUACAUCAGGGAUGUACGUUGGAGUCAGAAGCAACCGACGCAUCUCAAGCCCCGUCAAAGCAGCCCACUUUGAAUCCCACCUCACUAAGCUACAGGCAGACUCCAACUAUCUUCUGUCAGAAGAGUUUGAGGAUCUGAAGGAUGUGGGUCGUAACCAGCCUCUGGAUGCAGCCCGUCUACCAGAGAACAGGGGCAAGAACCGUUACAACAACAUCCUGCCCUAUGAUUCCACCAGAGUGAAGCUCUCCUACCUGGAGGAUGACCCCUGUUCUGACUUCAUCAAUGCCAGUUAUAUACCAGGGAACAACUUCCGCCGUGAGUACAUCGCCACCCAAGGCCCUCUGCCCGGAACCAAGGAUGACUUCUGGAGGAUGGUGUGGGAGCACAACGUGUACAACGUCGUCAUGGUGACGCAGUGUGUCGAGAAGGGACGGGUGAAGUGUGACCACUACUGGCCGGCUGACCGGGAGCCUCUGUACUAUGGAGACCUGGUGGUUCAAAUGCUGUCUGAGUCUGUCCUGGCUGAAUGGACAAUCAGGGAGUUCAAGAUCAGCUCUGAGGGUCGUCCCAGCUUCCCUCGGGUGGUGAGACACUUCCACUACACGGUGUGGCCAGACCACGGGGUCCCCGAGACCACCCAGUCCCUCAUCGAGUUCGUACGGACCGUCCGGGACUACAUCGACAGGGCCCCCAGCACUGGAGCCACCGUUGUUCACUGCAGUGCUGGAGUGGGUCGUACAGGGACGUUCAUGGUUCUGGACCGGGUCCUUCAACAGCUGGACAGCAUAGGAACAGUGGACGUCUACGGCUGUGUGUUUGACCUCCGACUGCACCGCUCUCACAUGGUGCAAACAGAGUACCAGUACUCCUUCCUCCACCAGUGUGUUCGAGAUGUCCUGAGAGCCAGGAAGCUCCGUAGUGAGCAGGAGAACCCUCUCUACCCCAUCUAUGAGAACUUCAACCCAGACUACUACCGUGAUUUUGUGUACACGGGACGCUAACUAACGACAGUCUGGGUUCCUCUCCACACAACUGAAUGAGAAGGAAAACCAGGGAGGAAUCUGUUCAAUACCACCAGACAGCCAUUAUUCUGUCACAACUAAAGCACUAUAGAGUGUGGGGUGGGG